This is a messenger RNA of Chiloscyllium plagiosum (whitespotted bambooshark), 1005 nucleotides long. RefSeq names its product density-regulated protein (gene denr). NCBI's taxonomy places the organism in Eukaryota, Metazoa, Chordata, Chondrichthyes, Orectolobiformes, Hemiscylliidae. Gene Ontology annotation, biological process: translation reinitiation; formation of translation preinitiation complex. The record is from RefSeq and is a predicted model, not a curated record. Gene Ontology annotation, molecular function: translation initiation factor activity; mRNA binding.
CGUGCGCAGGUUUCGUUCGGAUCGGCUGCUUCAUUCAGGCGGUUCGCUUCUCUUGAUGAGCCUUUACAUUAUCGGCUUUAGAUGAUUACGCUGGAAACUGGCGGCAGUCGAUAAGUUCUACUAGACUGUAUGUAAUAUGGUCUCCCUGAGGUUUUGCUGCAUCCUAGCACAUGAUUUGUGAGAUGGCGUCUACUGAAAAUGCAGAUGCAGAAAAUAAAGAAGUAAAACCAGCCAGCAAUAAGACGCAAUGCCCAUUAAAAGUACUCUACUGUGGAAUCUGUUCAUUGCCAACAGAGUAUUGUGAAUACAUGCCCCAGUAUACCAAGUGCAGACAGUGGCUGGAAAAGAAUUGCCCAGAGGAAUUUGCAAAACUCAGUAUAGAUCAAAGCCCACAACAAGAUGCAGGAGGGGGGGAACCGCCAGUAGGAGAGGAAGAAGAAAAGAAGAAACAACGACGAGGUGGCCGAGGCAUAAUUAAACAAAAAAAGAAGACAGCACCGCAAAAGGUUACAAUAGCUAAAAUUCCAAGAGCAAAAAAGAAAUAUGUAACUAGAGUAUGUGGCCUUGCAACUUUUGAGAUCGAGCUAAAAGAAGCACAGAGAUUCUUUGCUCAGAAGUUCUCCUGUGGAGCAUCAGUUACAGGAGAAGAUGAAAUCACGAUUCAGGGUGAUGUCACAGAUGAUAUUAUGGAUGUUAUUCAAGAAAAAUGGCCAGAGGUGGAUGAUGACUCCAUUGAAGAUCUUGGCGAAGUGAAGAAGUGACCUAGUAGACUGCACUUUUAUUGUUCAAUUCAACUGGCAAAGUAAAUUUAGCCAAACAAUAAAAAGGCUUUUUAUUACAGACAACCUCUUGAGUCAACAUCCUCAAUGGAUUUGAGGCUAUUUUCUUGUAUUUGGUUGCCAAAGCUCCUGUGAAAUUUCUGGAUUAUGUUUUAAAAAAAAACAUUCUGUGCACUAAAGAGAUCCCUAGUUUAAUAAAAUAUCUGUUUUGAUUGCUUGUGGAUCA